This is a messenger RNA of Aureobasidium pullulans EXF-150, 2309 nucleotides long. RefSeq lists its product as uncharacterized. NCBI's taxonomy places the organism in Eukaryota, Fungi, Ascomycota, Dothideomycetes, Dothideales, Saccotheciaceae. The transcript is spliced from 2 exons. The coding region runs from base 357 to 2309 and encodes 650 amino acids. The record is from RefSeq and is a predicted model, not a curated record.
CCGUCACUCGCUCGCAAAGCGCAAUUGUCGAUCAACCCUUCGCCCAAUACUUCACUUCUCCCUCGCACUGUUCUGUUCGCGCCUUGUUGUCUUCACUGCAUUCCGACCCUCGAUGGCCGCUUAAAUCCACAACCGCAUCGCGUCCGCUCCCGCUUUGUUGUGAUUCGCACGCGCAUCCGGCCCACAAUCGCGACCGCUAUUGCCGCAACUAACCUGCAUCUCGAACGUUGCGAGCCUCAGACGUCAAACAACCACAACACUUGCUGCCCCUGACACUCGCUUUCAACCCCUCUUUGCUAUCGCGCAUCCUUUCCGACUGCUUGGUUUGUUGUUCGCCGCGCGCGCACUUAGACGCCAUGGCUUCGCACAAGCCCAGCGUGUCUAUCACGCUUCCACGCGACUUCAAAUUCAGUUACGACAACAACGACGAGCCACAGACACCUGCUCGUCCCUCCACUGCCGUGGACUCCUUCGACCUCGAACCGCCCGCGGUUCCAAAACAGACUUUCAAGCUGCGUCGCCGCCCACGCGACCAGCACACUGGCGCAAUGGACGAGGCCCCAAUCCUUCCCAGCGUAGAGAUCAACGAAAGCACCGAGCCGGCUCACUACUCUUUCGAUCACCACAUGUCCACCGCUGGAUACCUCGCACCUCGUCCCGGCCACCUUCGUCUCAAUUCUCCGCCCAAGACACCUGCGUCGCAGGUGACAUCCUACAACAUCGAGACCACGGACGCCACCGAAUGGUCCAUGUUCCACCCCAUACACCUAUCAGAUAUCAUCCAGCGACCUUCCUCGGCCUCGUCGACCUUCUCUGACUCUUCUGCAACUUCAGAUGGCAGCAGCUUCGACUCCAAAUCCUCUUUCGACGCAGGCAGCUGCACGAGCCCUGAAAGCGAAUUCGGUGAUCCUUUCGCUUUCUUCGAACGCAAGUCUGGAGCACCAGGCGCCAUGACACCAUCAAGCGGACUUCCCAACGCCAAACGUGUCAAGACAAUGCGCCAUGCUCACUUCACCCCGGAGAUGGACAACCAUCUUUGGUUCACGUACAUGACCUAUGUCCAGGAUCCGAGGGUCACUCCGUUCAAGAUGCUUCCUGGCACCUCACCACCAUUAGGAGUCUGUCAUCGCGUUGCCCGCGAGGCAAAGGCAACCUGGCGAGGAAAUCGCCUCACGCACGCACCUUACGGUAUCCCGCGUAUCUCAAUCCAGCGUGCAGACUCUCCCGAUACUGUCUGCCAACCUGACGCUAUGGACCAGUCAACUCCAACUGCACCGUACUCACACAACCCUGUCGCACUUAAGUGGCCGCGCUCGGAAGGUGCUGCACGCCGCCGUCUUCGCGAGUUGUGCAAGCGGAAGCCCUCUCUCUCUGCCCACUACAUGAGACUGUUGCGCACUCGCAGUCCUUCUCCAUUCGAGUCUUCGAGCAGCGUCAGCGCUAGUAGUAGUCCUAACCAGCCAGCCGUCCCUGUUGCUCAGCCCCCUACUCCUCAGCCCUCGUCGUUCUCGAGCCGUGAUCUGAAUGUUUCGCUGGCCGAGGCAACUGCACCAUCGAUGCAGCCAGAUGGUCCUCUCGCUCAACUUCACAAGCGCACUCCUCAACCACCCAUGGCCCCUCAGCAGCGUCGUGGCUCGGAUUGGUAUGCCCGUAUUGGCCGCUCUGGAGCACGUGCAGCUCAUCAGAAGAGCCAAUCUUUGCAACUUGGUCUUGGCCUGGGUUCCUCAUCUGGCAUGCAAUCGAACCAUUUUGAGCGUGGCAGCAUUCUUGCUUCACCCUUUGAUGAUAGCGAGCCUGCUCGUCAGAACUUCUUGGACUCUAUGAACAAGACACAAUCUCUUGGACGCGCUUUCUUGAAUAACAACGGAAGCCGCCUCACAGAUGCAGGCCCAUCGUUGCGUUCUCCCUUCCCGCUCGACGGUCCUAUGCCGAGCGCCAGAUCCCUGAAGCGCAGAUUCGGUGUUGAUGAGCAAUCGGCCUCUCAGCAACCAUCCCUAGAAGACGUCUUCACAGCACCUCCAGCAUCGUCUCAUCAUCCCAUGCGCAAUCGUGGUUUCAGUCUGAGUGCUGUGCCGAUGGGUGGCAUGACACAAAACGCGAACACCGACUUCCCCUUCGCGCCUGGUCCGUCGACUGCAGAUCACAAGAUGGGCGACGCCUCGGACAGACUCAAUCUACCCAAGGUCGCACAGCCUCCAAGACUUGGUUCGCCUUUCUCUGGCGUACUGUCUUCUUUCCUUUAUGUUGUCCCUUUGACGAAGCAACGAGACCAGGGAUCUGAGCAACGCAGCAAUUACACAAAUGCAUAG